This is a messenger RNA of Cavia porcellus (domestic guinea pig), 3514 nucleotides long. RefSeq names its product ferredoxin-fold anticodon binding domain containing 1 (gene Fdxacb1). The coding region runs from base 8 to 1876 and encodes 622 amino acids. Gene Ontology annotation, cellular component: cytoplasm. The record is from RefSeq and is a predicted model, not a curated record. Gene Ontology annotation, molecular function: rRNA (uridine-N3-)-methyltransferase activity. The transcript has 5 exons. Gene Ontology annotation, biological process: rRNA base methylation. Lineage: Eukaryota; Metazoa; Chordata; Mammalia; Rodentia; Caviidae.
GAAGGCCAUGGUCCCUCGACGCCUCCUGUUGGUCGGCGAGGGGAAUUUCUCCUUCGCUGCCGCUCUGAGCGAGACGAUGGAGCCAAACUCUACUCUAACGGCCACCUGUCUCCAGCACCCAGCGGAUUUGGCUGGGAAUCCACUGGCCCGGGAGAAUCUGCGGCGCCUGCGCGAACGAGGUACUGAGGUACGUUUCGGUGUGGACUGCACCCAACUGGCAAAUGCCUUUGAACCACACAACAGGAAAUUUGAUCGAAUUUAUUUUAAUUUUCCUCACUGUGGACGCAAAGCUGGAGUAGCUAAGAACAGGGAACUGCUUGCCAAGUUUUUCCAGAGCUGUGCAGAUAUUCUUGCAGAGGACGGAGAAGUUCAUGUGGCACUGUGUAGAGGACAAGGCGGUACUCCCGCUGAUAAGCCCCAGAGAGAAUGGCACAACAGUUGGCAAGUAGUUGCCAUGGCAGCUCUGGGGGGCCUUAUUUUAAGUGAUGUGCUUCCCUUCAGCUGUGACGCUGUGCCGGGAUACAAGUGCACUGGAUAUAGGAGUCAAGAUAAGCCCUUUCAUGUAGAAGGUGCUUUGAACCAUGUCUUCACCCGGAGCUUACCCUUUGAAGAUUCUAAACCCAGAAUCUUCAGAAUCAAGCUGGGAGACAAGUGUUUUUCUUUUCUAGAACCAGAAGCACUUGCAGGAAAGUUGAACAGGGGUUUUCUGGAAGCAUCUUCAUGUCACCCUAUCAAAACCAUAAAUGAGAAACUCAUUGCUGGAUUGGGCUCAGCUUUCCCUCUGAAAAUGCUGAAGUGUUCUUGUCCCCUGCUGCAACAGGAAAGCACCAGUGUUUUCCCUUCCUGGAACAGUGACAUUCUGUCUGCCUUUUGGGUUAAUCUCUAUGAACAUAACUUAAAUUGCAAGUCUUUAGUUGAUGAAACACAAGAAAUCACUGAGUCUCUGGUGUCAUUUUCAGAUCGUAUCUUUGCCAGGAGUCCUAGAGGAAAUGGUAAUAAAGAAGCUCCUGAAGGAAUCUGUGAACCAGUCAAGGUCUGUCUUAGAUCUUCUCUUCUAGUCCACGUGCAGGCUGUCAUCCAAGCACCAGAUUUCCUCCCAGGAUCUCUGAACAUCCUCAGUGGACCCGUUUUUCGGAAGUGCCACAUUUCACCAUUCACAAUGCCAGCAUUUCAUGAGACUUUAGUUAUCUUUGGGGUCAAUCAAAAUCUUAAGCAUCACUGUCUUUUAUCAUUGCUGGAUCACCUAAAAGCCACGUUAGAGAGUCUUCUGACCCAGACACUGUUGGAGGAUGCUAAGCUGAGCAGUUCAGUGGAGUUUGCUCUUCAACCAAAUGGAAUAGAUUAUAUGAUUCAUGUGAAGUCUCCUAAAUUUGGCUUAGAUUGCGCCAAAGAUCUGAUUAUUGGGUCUGUCAUCACAUCUGCUAUAAGCAUUACACAUAAGGACCAAUGUUUUGUGAUUAUAUCUAUAAACUUGGAUUUAUUAACUAUGCUCAUCUGGAAUAUCUCUGACUGGAGAAUAUUAUGGACCUUUGAUAACCGUUUCCUGAAAAAUUUUGUCCCUGAGAAAAUAGCACCCUUUAAAAGCUAUUCCCUGUAUCCUCCAUGCUACGUGCAUGAUAUUAGUUUUUGGUUAAAUGAGAAGAAAGGGUUCGAUGAAUUAGAGUUUCACACUGUGGCCCGAGCAGUGUCCCAGGACACUAUUACAUCCAUACAGUUACUUGGUCGUUUUCAACACCCAAAGACUGGACAGAUCAGCUUAUGCUAUAGAUUGACCUAUCAGACAUGUGAUAAGGCCCUUACCCAGCAACAGGUAGCAUUAAGGCAGCUCCAGUUUAGAAAAGAGAUUCAACAACAACUACAUGUUACACCUCGAUAGAUUAGUAAAUUCAUUUCUACAGUAUGAUCCUUCAUUGGGUACAGAUGAAAAAGAAAAGCUUGUGAUUGGCUGAGUAUUCUCUCUGUACUGUGUUUUGUUUUGUUUAUAAAAUCUUUUUCUCUGUGACUAUAGCAUUGUUGGCUUACCCUAACGAUACUUGUAACUGUAUGACUCAAAUUUAGAGUGUAAUAUGAUUGGAGAUCUUUGGAGUUGUACAGUAUUUUGGUUUUUGAGUAAUAGACUCCUCCAAAACAAAACAAAAACACCCUAGCCUCCUAUAUGUUAGGUGCUUUGUUGCUAAGAGGCAAUAGAACUUAGUUUUCAAUCUUUAAUUAAAUAUUUUUUAGUCUACAGAAGAAUUGUUUGACAAACAGUAUACUUAGCUACAAUCAGAAUGUUAAUAUUGUUGGAAUCCUUUAUUUGCUCACAUCGAAAUCUUUGAUCUGCCUGCAUACAUAAUGAUCUGGGACUGCUGCAUGGCCAAGUAGCAGACUCUUUUUCUCCCUCUUUCUUUUUUUUUCUUUGUACCAGGGAUUGAACUCACAACCUCAUGCUUGCCACUGAGCUAAACCCCCACCCCGGCAAUAGAACUUAGAUGUCUAAUCAAUUGUGUUUAUAAAUGUAUUUCCUAAAUUGUGAGUCCCAGUUCCCUUAACUCUGUUAUCAUACCAGAUUAAUUUAUAAGGUUGGCUUUUGGGAUUAGGCCAACAUGUAUUAGCUUGAUAAAUUGCAGGCAUAUUUGGUGUUAUUACUGUAUAUCAUGAUAUCAUCAUACUUUUUCUGUAAUGGGCUUGGAAAAAUCAUGGAACCAAUAAGUGUCAGAUUUAGGAUUAAUAUUUGGGCCUGACCCUAAAGCAGUGGUGGUGAGCCUAUGGCACAUGUGCCACAGCGGGCUGUUUGUAUCACUGAAAGCUCUGAAAUGUUCACUAUCACUGCUCUAAAGCCAUUUUCUUCCUGCUACUUUCUGUUAUUUUUCUUUGAUCAGCAUGAAAUGGAUAUAUAAGAUAUAUCCAAAACAGGAUGUUUAACUUGAUAACCUGAUAACCGUGACUGCAUAUGGGAACUAGCAAUUGGAUUAAUCUCUGUUUUAAUACUUGGGAAGUUUUAGUUGAAACCAUAAUCUUCUGGGGCUCUGCUGAUUUCAGCUCUUCACCUAUAAACUUGUCUUAGUUCGUGGUACUGAGCUCCACAGCAUGGGACAGAGCUCUGAGACUGAGGCAGUGACAAUGUCAGGGUUAAAAUGAAUGAUCAUAAAGAUCAGUUAUAUUGUCAGCAAUGUGCCUUUGUAAGACUGCCUCUAUGAAAUCAAGGGUUUUCUCUUGAUCUGGUGCAAAGAUAAGUCAGUCCUCAGUUGGAAUAUGACACCAGCCUUUAUUAACUAUGCAAUUUUGGGCUUGGUUCUCUUACAGGUGAAACAAGGAGCUUGUGAGAAUUACAUUUUUAAUUUAAAAAAAUUGGGGGGCAGGGUCUCAUUAAGUCACUAAGUUGCUCAGGAGAGACUUGAACUUUUGAUCCUUCUUCCUCAGUCUUCCAGAAUCCUAGGAAUGCAUACAGGUAUGCACCACAAUACCUGCCUACGAAUUAAAGUCUUAAAAAAGAAUAAAUGUAAAAAUGCCUACCACGAUGCUGCAGAAGCAA